This is a messenger RNA of Symbiodinium sp. CCMP2456, 2091 nucleotides long. NCBI's taxonomy places the organism in Eukaryota, Dinophyceae, Suessiales, Symbiodiniaceae. The record is from the annotation of a GenBank genome assembly.
AUGGCAACUUCCGAGAAGGAGAAGUCUGCUGUUCUUCCAAGACUUGCAGAAGAGGAUCUAGUCCAGUUCAUGGUGAAGCUCAGUGUGGAAGGCUUUCCCCAGGCCGUGAAGGUGCGGCGCAUGCAGAAGUACAGCGGAACCGUGGUGCGUGCUCCGGAGUGGAUCAACGAGUCGCCGGACAGCCCAUGGAAGCCAGGGACAGCUGUUUGCGCAGAAGUCGCGCGCCACUUGGGCGGCACCGGCGAGGUGCUGCUUUUGCAGUCCAACUGCGGCCAAAUGCGUUUUCAGCCGGGCGAUCGAGUCACUUUCUGUUUGCCGAAGGCGUCAGAAAUUGGCAAUCUUCCAGAGGCAAAGCUCGUUAUGCUGGCUCAGACCGACAGGCCUGCCGGGUCUGUGCUGGCCUGCUGCAGACUCCACCUGCCGAGACCCGUUGGCGAUGGGAAGCAACUUGCACCACUGAACUUGGAUCUGCACGCCUUCUCCAGCAAGGUUGUGCUGUCCGGCUUAACCGUUGAUGUCGGAGAAGCAGAGCUGAUGCGGUUCUUCUCAAAGCAAGGAGCGACAAAGGGCAUUGUUGCUCAUGCGCGAGGGUGCAGCUUCGCGUCCAUCACAUUUCCGACCUGCACAGAUGUUGCCACGUUCGUGGGACGGUCCGCUCACGCUUUUGCAGACGAUAAGGAGACUCGCAUUGCCCUCCUGCUGACUCGAUCGCCGAACCACUGUCAUGCUGCUGAUGAGGCCCGGCUGCCAGCUCUUCCAGCUCCUACAAUUCGCCCGGGCGAGGCACCUGCUUCCAUUUUCGUAAACUGGGCCCCCUUGCAGCUGGCCCUGGGUUAUGUGGUCGAGAUUCGUCCAGCUGGGACGAAGGCAGAGUGGGCGGCAGUGGACGUGACCGGGCAUUUGGGCACGGAGCAGGGGCACUUUGCACCCAGCUGUUCGUCCUGCAAGGUAGCCGGCCUUCGCCCGGGCUAUGCAUACGAGGCACGGGUGACGUAUGUCUCGUCAUGUGGUUGCCGUUCAGAGGCAUCUGAUGCCUCGCAACCGUGUGCCCCAUGCGAACAGCGGAUCGGUCGCAGCGCUGCUGGGUAUCCAGUGCAGGACGUUGCUUGGCCGGAGGCUUCCCCUUCGCACGGGCCGAUGAUGACAGCAUCAGGACACCACAUACAUGGCACAGGUCCAGCGCCGAUGUGGCAUGGCAUCCAUGGUGGCACGCCACCGCCUCCACCACCGCGCGCAGCGCCCGAAAUGGUUGCGCCAGACGAGGCGCGGCAGGCGUACAUCUCGUCAGGUGGCUGGCGUUCAGAGGCAUUUGAUGCCUCGCAGCCAUGUGCCACGCGCGAACAGCGGAUCGGUCGCAGCGCUGCUGGGUAUCCAGUGCAGGACGUUGCUUGGCCGGAGGCUUCCCCUUCGCACGGGCCGAUGAUGACAGCAUCAGGACACCACAUACAUGGCACAGGUCCAGCGCCGAUGUGGCAUGGCAUCCAUGGUGGCGUGCCACCACCUCCAGCUGCCCCCGAGAUUCUGGCUCUGGACGAGGGUGGCUUUUCCAUCGCAGUGCGGUGGUCGUCCGUUGGUGCAGUCGCCUAUGUUGUGGAAUUGCGCGAGGUUGGCUCUUCCACGGUCGAGCGAUUCGUGAGAAAUGCAUCAUCCACUCCUCCGGGAGCGCCGGUGGAGCUCAGAGUCGCAGCAUUGAAGCCGGGACCUGGUCGAGCCUACAUGGCCCAGGUCCGCAGUAUUGACCACCAUGGAUGCGAGUCCAUGCCGUCAGAAGUGGGUCGCUCCCAAACGAUGCCCCACGUGCCGGACAUGCCAUCGAGUGCAGGCUGUUCCCCGCCACCAUGGCAGCAGGUCUGCCUUGUUUGGCUCCCUGCCAUGCCUUCUGGGCAUGGGUAUCCUUCUGGCAGUUGGAGCGGCAGCCCGGAAGCAGCCGGAGCAGGGCUUCAGGCACCCGCGGCUUCAGCCAGCAGCAAGGUGUCUGCGCCUGCGGCUGAAACGCACUUCCAGGACAUCUGCGACAAGCAGGCAAUCCGCCAGGAGUUGCCUCCCGAGGUGACUGGUCAGGAAGAAUCAGAAUGUCUCAUCCUUGAUUGA